AAGUGGGUGCAUUGUGCAAUAUAGCGUCCUGUGGUGCAGCGCUGGAGAUAGAGUCAAAAGCAGGGCAUGACUGCUGUACUCUCAAGCACAGUGUAACUACACCUUUCACACAGCGACGACGAGGGAAAAUAAAACCCGAAGCAAGUUGAUGAAAAUUAACUGAUAUAAAGAAAAACCCGGUGAUAAUGGAAAAAGAUCAAACAAACUGAGCAAAGUUACUAAUCUGGAUUGCUGUAACCUGCAGGAUGUGUUUAAGGUGUGUAAAUGAGUAUGGAAGAUUAUGACUACCUAUUUAAAAUUGUCUUGAUUGGAAAUGCUGGUGUAGGAAAGACCUGUUUAGUACGAAGAUUUACUCAGGGUUUGUUUCCACCAGGCCAAGGAGCCACAAUUGGAGUUGACUUUAUGAUUAAAACUAUUGAUAUAAAUGGAGAAAAAGUGAAGCUCCAGAUUUGGGAUACCGCUGGACAAGAGAGGUUUCGAUCCAUCACACAGAGCUAUUAUCGCAGUGCAAAUGCCUUAAUAUUGACCUAUGAUAUAACCUGUGAAGAGUCUUUCCGUUGCCUUCCUGAAUGGCUGAGGGAGAUUGAGCAGUAUGCUAGCAAUAAAGUCACCACUGUUUUGGUUGGCAACAAGAUUGAUUUAGCAGAGAAACGAGAAGUGUCCAGAGAGAGGGGUGAAGAAUUUUCAGAAACUCAAAAUAUGCAUUACCUGGAGACUUCGGCAAAAGAGUCGGACAAUGUUGAAAAACUGUUCCUUGACCUUGCGUGCCAGUUGAUAGGUGAAGCAAAACAGCACACUCUGGUCAAUAAUGUAUCAUCUCCUUUGCCUGGUGAAGGCAGAACCAUCAGCUACUUGAACUGCUGCAACGUUAAUUAGGCAUGAACACCAUUAAAUUCAGCUGAUGUUUUGCAAGGGUAUUUUGUAGGUGAAAGAAACUUCUGCAUUUCUUACCUAUUGACCAAAGCUUGAGGUUAUUUUCUGGGUUUCAGCAUGGUAGACUGAUUUAAAGAAAAAAAGCAGACAAAUUGGAAAUCUUCUAUGCUCCAGAUUGCCCAGGUAAAAGUAACAAUACAAGAUCUAAACAUUUUAAAAAAUCUUCCUCACUUUGCUGUGCUUUGAAUUAGCUUUACCAAGUGCUCACUUGAAGCACAGAACUUGCCAUUUUAUUGCUGCUUAAACAAUGAAGGCUUGUAUUAAUAGUUAAUUAGGAGUAAUUUUAAGUAUAGAAGGUACAAUAUUUGGAUUUGCUUUUAACUAUUCAUGGUGCCGUGCUCCACACAAUAUAUCAGUGCUAGACUUUUUUAUUGAGUUAUCCAUCACUGAAAAUUUAUUUAGGUAGUUAAUAUAAAUGGAAAUAGCCAGUUUUAUAAUCCCUGCAUGUUGUUGCCAUUAAGCUCUUUUAUUUAGCUCUAAGAAAUUUUGCCACUCCUACAAAACUUGGUUUUCAUGUGCGCAACUAGUUUUUAAUUCUCAUUCUGCAAAUAUUACUAUUUGAGCUGAUUACAGUUUCACUGAACAAUAGAUGUUGUGUUCCUGUUUUGGUUUAAAUCAUGAGGUUUGGAUCUCAGCCUAUGUUACAUUUUGUUUGAAAGUGAUCAGGGAAGAUUUUACCCAUGGGUUGUGUAGCAUAAUCAUGAUUCAAAACUAUUAAUUCAUGCAAUUUUUGUUACACAUCACAAACUCUUCCCUACAUAUUAUUUAACUAUUUCCUCCAAUUAUUAUACAGGCAUUUCUUAAGAUGACAGCUCCUGCUGGGAUACACCAUUUACUGAUACAGUGUUCAUCUGCCCAAGGGAAUUUAAACAUGCAUGACUGUAGACAUCAGCACAUUCUCUCAUGGUAUGGUGAUAUCAUAACCUCCAUGCAUAGCAUUAAUAUAAUCAACAUCAAUUAUGUAUUGAUUUGGGAAAAGAACUUUAAUCCUAUUAUAUGUUUGCAUUUCAAGCUAGAGAACACUAUAGUCAAUAAUGGCCUUGUACACAGUUCUUACUGACACAACAAGGAUGAAGCAUUGGACCUAAAGCCUGUGUAGUUUCUUGAAGCCCAGACUAUGUUAUGUUGGCUGAUACUUAAACAUUAGCCCAUUGUAACAUAUGGAAUGUGAAGGAGGCAUUAUUCAUCAAUAUUUUUUCUGCAGAAAAUUCUUGUCAUUUUUCAAUUAACUACAUUAUAUUUAUACCACAGUCUUCAAUUGAAAGUAUCAUUACUGGGGGGGGGGGGGGGGAAGAAGCUGGAAAUAUACUAAAAUGAACUGAACAUUUUAUAUUCCACACAGCAAGAACUCAAAUAAAAGCACUGCAGGUAUGCAAAUGACAGCAACAUAUUUAUCUUAUACUAUAAUGAAAUUAGUUCCUGGUUUAGGAUACAUUCUCAAAUAAUGGAGAAGGCAAAUCAAUAUUUCUCUGAACUUUUUCAUUUUAAUUCUUAGCAACCACAUUAUGACAUCCCAAUACAGGUCCUUGUGUAGUCUAUAAGUACUUUCCAACGUCUUGUUUGAUUAUAUUUCAUCUUGUAAUCCAUCAUUAUCUUGUUGAUAUUUUGGGAACAUUUUAAAGAUUUUUGUUCACUCUGUUAUUACAGUUAUGAAAUAGCAAUUAACCAGGGCUGUUUCAGGAAAUUAAAUUAUUUUUUUUGCAAUCAUUUCUUAUGAGCACAUAACAUGAUUUUUUACAAACUCUCCUUUUCUAAGGUAUUAGCACAUUAGUAAAAAUCUGAUCUUUUGAAAUUGAAAUAAUAAGAACAUUGCAAAAUACUAUGGAGCUCUCUAAUCACUGUGCAUCAUUUACUGCCAAUGUUGUGAAAACAGUAGCAACAUCACCAGUUGUUUUGUACGUCUUUGCACUUUACAUCAAAUUAACAGCCUGGGGUUGUUGAUUUAUUCCCAAACACUGAUCUUUUCUAUAUUUGAAACAACUUGCAGUGCCAUGGAAAAAUUCUGAAGUACUUGCUUUUUUUUUGCUUGUGGCACUAGCAGAAGCUACAUUCCAUUUUGUUUGUUUUUCUUCCCCAUUUUUUGAAAUGUAGGAUGGUGCCAUUAGGACCCGCUGAUUAUAGGGUUGUAUUUUCCACACAACAUUUUAGUUAAAAUGUCAUUUACUUGAUAUAAUAUAACCAUGUGAAUACCUUCACAAGCUUUCUACUAUAUUUUGUAUCUAGAUGUAUUAUAGGAUGAAUAAAGGAUUGUUUUUAUUUAAACUAACACUACCCUUGCAGUAGAGCACAACUCUAGAGAGAGCUUGACAGAGAACAGUAAUGUGGGAAUCAUUGAAUCUAGACAUGCUAAAUCCUUGCAAAAAUAUUGACAGCUAAAAGUAUUAAUUAACAAUGCUACUUUAUUGAAAUGAUUGAUAAUUUGAUGCAACUGAGCUUUGCAGUGAGCUAUAAGUUGCACCUGAAAAAAGGCUGUUAUACACAGUACUUCAUCUGAAUCUACAUCACAGCUUUGAUAAUUGCACAAUGCACACAAAACUGGUCCAUUGGUGACUGAUUUUAACUUCCUGAUAGAGCUGAAGCUGGUUGAGAAAACAUCAAACAAUUUUUCCAUAGCAUACUCAAUAUCUGUACCGCAAAAUCGACUUCUAAAUGAAAAGUAUUUGUCAACUAAACAGUGGGGGAAAGAACUUAUAAUACAUUGUUCCAAUAUGUUUUCUGUAAAUAUCAUAGCUUCAAUAUUAAGAACAUAAUUUGCAUAUCGUAUUAUUUUAAUUGUUUUGAUUUACUAUUAAUUGUGUAGAGAUACUAUUAAAGUUCUCAAUGACACAUUAUAUUCUGUGAGAAAAUCCCAAAUUUCAAACUGCUUUGAAUUUAUAGUUUGGGUUGAAAUAAAUCAUCUUCUUUAAAUUGUGCAUGUUUCUACUGCUGUUUGGGAACAAGUUAAAUUAUUCAUUGGCUUUCCCUCUCACUGUCCACUGUCACCCAAACAUGGGAUAAAUGCUGCGAGCUAUUUGAAAAUGCUGCUGUCCACAAGUAUUUACACAAACAAUGGAAUUCUUUUCUGUCAAACUAUUUUCAAAAGCAGUAACAACCUGUACAAACUCUUAAUCUUAUUGAGCCUUUUGGUAAAUGUGCAAUUUAAAAAAAAGUUAACUGUUUGCUAUUAUCAUUAAAUGAAAAUGUGAAUGUUGAUCUGGAAAUGGAAUAUAAUUUUAGUGUUUUAAUACUUUUACAUGUAAAUGAGAAAUGUAUAGCCCUUUCCUUAUUGGAUCCUGCAUUAAAUCAAUGAAAGUACAGCUGGUGGUGUCAUGCAGUUAACAGUAUAAUGGUGGAAACAAAGAGAACACUCAGCACCACUCUGGGUUGAGAGGUGGUAUCUGGUUGAAAAUAUAGAGAGAAGAAAUUUGUCAGAAAAAUGUAUUGUUGACAGUUCUCUGCUGAUAUUUGGGCAUCUCUAGAGAAAAUGGAAAUUUUGUACAGGCUGUCACUGUUUUAUUUUUUAAAUAUGUGAGAUUUAGUUGGCUGUGCAAUAACACUAGCCAUUUUCUGUUCAUGACUUUGGCACAAUAAUGUUCUUGAUAUGGCACUAAAGCUAAAAGUACAGAACAACUGGCAAAAGUUGAACUACAAUGCUAACAGGUGCUUGUAGAUCAGUACAUUUGCAUUGCAAGAAUCUCCAAACUGUGAAUAGCUGUAAUCUAAGAAAUACAUAAAUGUUUUUCAUGUGAACCUAAUGGUGCUGUUAUUUGGAAUGAAGAAUGUUAGUAACUAAUAGUUUGGUAUAACUAAUUUGAACAGAAUGUAAAUCUUGUGUUAAACUGAACAAAAUGAAUGUGUUUUUGUCACACUUGUUGUCUCAUUCUUUACCUUUUUUAAAUUUUGCACUCAACUGUUUACAACAAUUUUUUUUUACAUUUAAACAGAGUUUUCAUGUUUUAAUGGCCCAUUAGUUUAAGAAUUUGACCCAUCUGAAAUAAGUACUUGAAGAAAUACAUGCAUUAUGAAUCUGGGGAGAAAUAAUCUUCACAAGUUGUGUUGUUGACUUUGUUUCUACAGAUGGUUAAUUGUAAUCUCCCUUUUACAAAUCAAAACGGUAAUGCUAGAAAGGACAAAAACUAGAGUUGUUUUUUAUUUGUUAAUGCUUAUCAAUAA
Hypanus sabinus (Atlantic stingray) is the source of this 5085-nucleotide messenger RNA. It is a transcript of the gene rab30, whose product is annotated as RAB30, member RAS oncogene family. The record is from RefSeq and is a predicted model, not a curated record. The transcript has 7 exons. Gene Ontology annotation, cellular component: trans-Golgi network. Gene Ontology annotation, biological process: Rab protein signal transduction. NCBI's taxonomy places the organism in Eukaryota, Metazoa, Chordata, Chondrichthyes, Myliobatiformes, Dasyatidae. Gene Ontology annotation, molecular function: GTPase activity; GTP binding. Bases 265 to 876 code for a protein of 203 amino acids.